Syngnathus typhle (broad-nosed pipefish) is the source of this 3050-nucleotide messenger RNA. RefSeq names its product apoptosis-inducing factor 3. The record is from RefSeq and is a predicted model, not a curated record. Lineage: Eukaryota; Metazoa; Chordata; Actinopteri; Syngnathiformes; Syngnathidae. Gene Ontology annotation, molecular function: oxidoreductase activity, acting on NAD(P)H; 2 iron, 2 sulfur cluster binding; flavin adenine dinucleotide binding. The coding region runs from base 315 to 2114 and encodes 599 amino acids. The transcript has 20 exons. Gene Ontology annotation, cellular component: cytoplasm; mitochondrion. Gene Ontology annotation, biological process: execution phase of apoptosis.
UCAAGAAGGAGCAAGGAGGGACACACGGACUGGGAAUACUCCAGAGGAGAAGAAACAGUCCCACAGAGGAAGCGGAUUGUUGGGGACUGCUGCAAAUAUGUUCUCUGCACUGCACCUGCUUCAUGACCACGGAUCUCUUUGAUUAUGUGGAGGGACUGACAAUGUCCAUUGUGGACCUGCAGGUUUUCAUCCCUUCACUUCUGUGACACCGCUGCAGUCGUGGGUAGAGGAUCCGAACCAAACUCACGUCCCCUCAUCUCUCUCUCCCCCUCCCUCCCACCUCCCCCUCGGGUUCCAACAAUCCUGAGCCCACCAUGGGAGGAUGCUUCUCCAAACCCAAACCAGUUGAAGUCAAAGUGGAACUGUCUCUCCUGGAAAACGAGAAAGAGGUGGAUGGCCUUUCACCUAAUGGCAAGGCGAGUCCUUUUGCAGACUGCAGACCAAACGGGGCACUCGGACACAGCUCGGACGACGACUCCACCUUGCUCCACGCUUACCACAAACCACGGGAUUAUGUGGAGGCCUCCGUCUGCCAUGUCAAGGAUCUGGAAAAUGGACAGAUGCGAGAGGUUGACUUGGGAAGUGGCAGAGCGUUGUUGAUUAAACAACAUGGCGAGUUCUCAGCAAUGGGCCACAAGUGUCCACAUUACGGCGCUCCGCUCGUCAAAGGUGUGCUGUCAAAAGGACACGUGCGCUGCCCGUGGCACGGCGCUUGUUUCAACAUCGCAACGGGCGACCUCGAAGACUUCCCCGGCCUGGACAGCCUACCGACCUUCCAGGUCAGAGUUGAAAAGGACAAGGUCAUCAUUCGAGCAAACAAGCAGGCUCUUCAGCUGCAGAAACGGUCAAAGGCCAUGGCAAGAUGUUCUGCAGUCAUUAAUUCCAGCACAGCCUUCACUAAUGUUCUAAUUAUUGGAUCAGGUCCAGCAGGUCUAGUGUGUGCAGAGACGCUGAGGCAAGAGGGAUUUACUGACCGCAUCAUCAUAUGCACCAUGGACAGACAUCCUCCUUAUGACAGGCCAAAACUGAGUAAGUCCCUAGACAGCACAGCGGAACAGCUGAGGUUGCGUUCCACGGACUUCCUGCGGGAUCACGACAUUGAAUUGCUCACAGAAAAAGAGGUUGUGGCCAUAGAUGUGAAGACACACUCCAUCACCUUUGAAGAAGGCUUGAAGAUGGAAUACAGAAAACUCUUUAUCGCUACAGGCAACAAACCCAAACCACUCAACUACAAGGGCGAAGAUGUCAGGAACGUGUUUCACCUCCGAACGCCUGAAGACGCAAACAGCAUAGCAAGACUGGCCAACAACAAGAACGCUGUGAUCGUGGGAACAUCUUUUGUCGGUAUGGAGGUGGCUGCCGCUCUGACUGACAAGGCCCACUCUGUCUCAAUCAUUGGGAUUGAGUCAAUCCCAUUUAAAAAAGCCCUCGGUGAGAAAGUAGGCAAAGUCCUAAUGAAGCUCUUUGAAGCAAACAGGGUGAAGUUCUACAUGUUGAAUGAGGUAUCAGAGAUGAUUGGCCAUCAUGGACAGCUGAAGGAGGUGGUGCUGAAGAGUGGCAAAGUGCUGCGAGCGGAUGUUUGUGUCAUUGGGGCGGGAUGUGUUCCUGCAACAAGCUUCUUGAAACAAAGCGGCAUUCACGUGGAUUCAAAGGGCUUCAUCACUGUCAACAAGAUGAUGCAGACAAAUGUGGAUGGGGUCUUCGCUGGGGGAGAUGUGGUGACCUUUCCAUUCCCGCCACGCAACAAUAAGAAGGUUAACAUCCCUCACUGGCAAAUGGCUCAUGUGCAUGGAAGAGUCGCAGGUCUUAACAUGCUGGGCAGGGUCACUGAGGUGAAAACAGUGCCUUACUUCUGGUCAGCCAUGUUUGGGAAGACCAUACGCUAUGCAGGUUAUGGGGAUGGAUUUGAUGAUGUCAUCAUUCAAGGUGAUCUUGAUGAACUGAGAUUUGUGGCAUUUUACACGAGAAGUGAGGAGGUGGUUGCAGUGGCCAGCAUGAACUACGAUCCCAUUGUGUCCCGAGUGGCUGAGGUCUUGGGAUCCGGAAAGACGAUUAAGAAACGAGACGUAGAGACUGGAGACAUUUCCUGGUUGAUUGACAAGGGCUCCCAAUAACUUCACACGUACACACGCAUGAACCAAGGGUCCACUGGAAUUCUGGAUGCAGAUACUAAAUGGUGCGGAGACAAAUGGCAGCUAUUCCUUCUCUGAGGACUGUGACUGUUCAAAAUACUGAAGUGUCAUGGACAGACUCUCUGACCUGAAAGCGCUGAGUCAGCGAGACUUUGGUGACCCGACGUGAUGAUGUUUCAAGCAAUAGUGGAUUCAGCUGUCAUCAACAUGUACAUUUUGUUUAUAAUGGGCAUUGGCGUUUUAUAUUAAAAAUAUUAGCUAUAAUCUUGAAUGCGUUGCACUGCAAAUAUAAAUAGAACUUCUAUUUGAGAUGAUUUUUUUUAAAGUGAUGGAAUGAUUGCUUACAAGUCUCUUACCUGCAUGAUACAGUUUUAAGAUAGUCUUCACAGCUCCAUUCAGUAGGUUCACAUGCAUAAUCAAAUGAGAUCCAAUACAACAGGGUGAAAUUUUGUAAUGGAUCUCAUUUGACUGUGCAAGUGAACCGAUGUGUGAUUGUGGAAGACACAUGCAGCUUUAAUCUUUUCUUGAUUAAAAUUGAUAUUAUAUUGCCUGUCUUGCUAGAUUACUCAACAGAAUGUAAUGUCUUUGAUUUAACAUUCAUGCUCGUAUGGCAAAUGUCUAAGUAUUGUCUAGCACAAUACAGAAUGCGGAUCAUGAUGAUGCUAAUUGCUAAUAGCAGUGUCCUCCAGUGGGAUGUUUUAUUACUAACUCAGGGAACUAAGGUUUGUGGCCUACAUCAGUACCCUGUAUUUUUUUCAAGAAAGAAAUUUGUUUCCAUUUUUAUUUUCCAGUUAUUACAUCUUUGGUUCUGUCUGUAUGUAUUCAAGGCACUGGUAAUGUACAGAACUUCAGGGUAAAAUGGAAUGUUGAAAAAGAAAAUAUAUAUAUAUAUAUAUAUUGUUCCUCCUACAAUGGAGU